AUGUUUUCACGUUCUGAUCUAAUCGAAUCUGAGGAAUCCAAUAUAUUUUUUGUCUACGAUGCGAUUGAUUCUUCCGAUUUAAAGAAAAGAUAUUUGUUAACUUUACAUACUGUUCGAGCUGAUGGAACCAAAUUCAGGAUUAACAUAUAUGAGGAAGACAUAGUGUUUUUCGAUAUCAAAAUCAAAUCUGAAGAACUGAUACCAGAAUAUAAAGAUGAAUUUUUACCAGAUUAUUAUGAGUUGUUUGUAGCGCAACCUUUCGAUUCGACAGAAAAAUAUCGGUUUCUUCGUUUAUUUUAUCUGUCUCUUAGGGAUCGAAAGAAAGCUUUAGAUAAAAUU
This is a messenger RNA of Racocetra fulgida, 339 nucleotides long. The record is from the annotation of a GenBank genome assembly. NCBI's taxonomy places the organism in Eukaryota, Fungi, Glomeromycota, Glomeromycetes, Diversisporales, Gigasporaceae.